Messenger RNA from Lethenteron reissneri (Far Eastern brook lamprey), 2735 nucleotides. RefSeq names its product DExH-box helicase 29 (gene DHX29). Gene Ontology annotation, cellular component: intracellular anatomical structure. Gene Ontology annotation, molecular function: helicase activity; RNA binding; ATP binding. The record is from RefSeq and is a predicted model, not a curated record. Lineage: Eukaryota; Metazoa; Chordata; Hyperoartia; Petromyzontiformes; Petromyzontidae.
CGGUGCGGAGGACGCGGCGGGGAGGGGCUCCCUGUCCGCGUGCCGUCACCUCUUCCAGCGCCUCCGCUCCUCGCCGGCGGCCGAGAGGCUCCGCGCCGAGCGCCGGGCCCUGCCCGUGUCGCAGCACCGCGAGCAGCUGGUGGGCGCCAUGGCGACGCACCGAGUGGUCAUCGUCGCCGGGGAGACGGGCAGCGGGAAGAGCACCCAGGUGCCGCAGUUCCUGCUCGAGGAGUUCCUGGCCGGAGAGUCCCCGGGUGGCAGUGAGGAGGAGGGUGGUGGUGGUGGUGGUGUCGCCCCCUUCAUGGUGGUGUGCACGCAGCCGCGGCGAAUCUCGGCCGUGAGCCUCGCUCGGCGCGUCAACCAGGAGCUGGGAGCGCACGGAGAGCCGGGCAGCGAGUCGUCGCUCUGCGGCUACCAGAUCCGCCUGGAGCGCCGCGCCGGGCCCUGCUGCCGCCUGCUCUACGCCACGGCCGGCGUGCUCCUGCGCCGGCUGCAGGUGGAGCCGGCGCUCUCGUCGCUGUCCCACCUCGUCGUGGACGAGGUGCACGAGCGCGGCGCCCACAACGACCUCCUCCUCGCCGCCAUGCGCCGGCUGCUGGCGCGGGCGGCGACUUCGGCGGCGUCUUCGGCGGCGACUUCGGGGGGGCGGCAGCGGCAGCAGCAGCAGCGGCAGCCGCCGCGUCUCAUCCUCAUGAGCGCCACGGCCGACUGCCGGCGCCUGUCGCGGUAUUUCGGCGGGUGUCCCAUCGUCACGGUGCCCGGGCGCACCUUCCCCGUGCAGGUGAGCUACAUGGAGGACGUGGUGGAGUUGAGCGGCUACGCGCUGGACUCGGACUCCCCGUACGCCUUGCGCGACCGCGACCAGCAGCAGCAGCAGCAGUCCACCGCCGUCACCGUCACGGGAAGGGCCGGACAAUCGCGUCGCGUGCAGCUGUCGUGGGAGAAGGAGGGGGCGGCCGGCUCGGACCCCAGCGGGCUCGACCCGGCGCGCUACAGCGCCCGCACCCGCCACGCCGUCGCCACCGCCAACUCCGAGCGAGUCAACCUGGAGCUCGUGGUGGCGCUGCUCGCCCACCUGGACACCAGCGCCGAGCUGCGUGCGGUGGAGGGCGCCGUGCUCGUCUUCUUGCCGGGCUUCGCCGACAUCCAGGAUCUGCACGACGCGCUCAGCCAGCACCGGGACUUCCGCGACUCCCGCCGGUACAAGGUGGUGCCGCUCCACUCGGUGCUGUCGUCACGCGACCAGAGCGCCGCUUUCUCCAUCCCUCCGCCGGGUGUACGCAAGAUCGUGCUGGCGACCAACAUCGCCGAGACGGGCAUCACCAUCCCCGACGUGGUGUUCGUCAUCGACGGCGGACGCAGCAAGGAGAACAGGUACAGCGAGAGUGGGCAGAUGAGUUCCCUGGUGGAGACGUUCGUCAGCAAGGCGAGUGCCGAGCAGCGGCGCGGGCGGGCGGGACGCGUGCAGCCCGGCUUCUGCUUCCGCCUCUACACCCGCAGCAGGUACGAGGGAUUCCCGCAGUUCGCCGUGCCCGAGAUCCAGCGGAUGCCCUUGGAGGAGCUGUGCCUCAGCAUCAUGAAGUGUGGGCUGGGUCCUCCGGAGCAGUUCCUGUCGGAGGCCCUGGACCCCCCGCCGGUGCCGUCGGUGCAGCGCGCCAUGACGGUGCUGCGCCGACUCGGCGCCUGCGCCGCCGCCGCCGCGGGGGCGGGGGGCCCCGACGCGGCCGGCGCGGGGGGGGGCCCCCCCCCCCAGGACUGGGUGCUGACGCCGCUGGGACACCACCUGGCGGCGCUGCCCGUGUCCCCGCGCGUCGCCAAGAUGCUCAUCUUCGCCGCCUACCUCGGAUGCCUCCCCGCGGCGGCUGUCAUCGCCGCCACGGUCGGGGAGAAGUCCCCGUGGGUAGUGCCAAUCGGGAAGCGGUCCGAGGCCGACCUCGCCAAGCUCAGCCUCUCAUUGGCCAGCUCAGACCACCUGACCUUUUAUCGAGCCUAUCAGAGGUGGCAGGCUGCCCGCAGGGAGGGAGUGGCGGCCGAGACGGCCUUCUGUCAGCGCAACUUCCUGAACCACAACGCCAUGACCAACAUCUCGGACGUGCAGAGAGAACUCGUGCGCCAGGUCGAGGCCUUGGGCUUCAGGAGCGAUCGCUCGGCCAUGAAACCCGACCUCGGACCCGGUGACAUCGCCCUGCUAAAGGCGGUGCUCACGGCGGGCCUCUACGACAACGUGGGCCGCGUCCGCGUGGUUCCCGUGGUGCCCGUGGACCCCAUGGAGGCGUCCGCCGAGAAGGCGCCGUGCCUGGUGGAGACGCCGCAGGGCCCGGCGCACGUGCACCCCUCCUCGGUGGCCCGCGCACUCCGAGGGCCCAGCUGGCUGCUCUACCAGGAGAAGGUGAAGUACGCCCGCGUGAGCGUGCGGGACUGCACCCCGGUGGGGGCCGUGCCGCUCGUGCUCUUCGGCGGCGAGAUCGGCGUGCGGCACCGCGAGCGCCUCGUCACCGUCGACGGCUGGAUCCACUUCCAGGCGCCAGCUCGCGUGGGGGUGAUCUUCAAGGAGCUGCGCGCCGCCAUCGACUCGGUGCUUGAGCGCAAGAUGGCGAAUCCCAAGCUCCCACAGCAGGACGAGCCUGCCAUCAAACUGCUGCUGGAGCUCAUCCGGUCCGAGGCCGGCUCCGUGUGAAGUUCACCAACGAGUCAACCAGAUCAUCCGGGUCAUCCAGAUGGUCAGGACCAUCGGC